GCAACGAAGACGGCGAAGAAGACGGCGGAGACGCAGAUUCCCAACGAUCAGAUUCUUUGACAUUUCACGGCGGCUGAGAUUUCAGCUUCUCCGAUCCGGUCCCUCUGUUUGUGUAAAUUAUGGUGAUCGCGGCUGCUUCUUCUUUUUCCCUCGGAGCAUCUCAUUGUCAUCAAUCGUACGCGGAUGAGUUCUCUUCAUCCAUACCUUACAAAAGAAACGGCAACGCAAGAAAUCGUGUGUUUGAUGGAUGUGCCUCUGCUAAUCUCUCUGUUUUAAGCUCCAGAUGCAAGAUUCCUUUUUUCGGAUCAGCAUUUCAUGUUUCAUCCGGUGGACAUGACCUCGGCCUCACGAAAGUUUCGGUUGCUGCUGAUUAUUCGGAUUCGGUUCCUGAUUCAUCUUUCUAUGGAUAUCAUCCUCUAGAAGAUUUGAAGCCGUCCAAAAGAGUCCAAGAGACAAAACUCUCUGCUUCUGAAGUAGCAAGGACUACCGUCGAGGCGAACAGCAGUGCUGUGCUGGUGUUUCCUGGAGCUAUUCACUGUGAACCACACGAUCAUAAUUCAUGGUCCGAAUUUAAGUAUGUCAUUGAUGAUUAUGGAGAUAUCUUUUUCGAAAUUCCUGAUGAUGAGAACAUCUUAGAAGAUCCUGGAGCUAGUAACCCAGUGAAAGCCUUUUUUGGAAUGGAUGUCCCGCGAUACGAAAACACACGGCUCCAUGAGGAAUAUAACGUUUCAGACAUUGGUAAUCUUGACCAAAUUAUUUUUGAUGACCAUUAUUUCGAGAUUAUGGAUUCUGAAGCUAGAGAUAUUCCGAUAGAUUGGGGAAUGCCUGACACCUCCAACGGGGUUCAUCCUAUUUACUUUGCCAAACACCUGUCGAAGGCCAUCAGCAUGGACUAUGACAGGAAAAUGGACUAUCCAUCUAAUGGUGUAUCCAUACUCGGAUGCCUUAGGCCCGCUUUCCUUGACGAGGAAUCCUAUAUAAGAAGAUUAUUUCUCUCGGAAGAUAGAGAUGACUAUAGCUGGGAGGUUCAAGGUGAUGAUAAUCCAAACACUAGUUCCAGACAGGACGAGAACGAUAUGAGUUCAAGUCUAUAUAGACUAGAGAUUGUGGGAAUAGAGCUACUAUCCCUCUAUGGAGCAGAGUCUUCUAUAAGUUUGCAAGAUUUUCAAGAUGCCGAACCAGACAUUCUAGUGCACUCUAUGUCUGCAAUCAUAGAGCGCUUCAAUAACAGGGGGAUUAACUCGAGCCUUGCCCUUAAAGCUCUCUGCAAAAAGAAGGGUCUUCAUGCAGAGGAAGCUAACCUGAUCAGUGUUGAUAGUCUCGGUAUGGAUGUGAGAGUUUUCGCAGGUGCACAAGUCCAAACUCACCGGUUCCCUUUCAAAACCAGGGCUACAACAGAAAUGGCAGCAGAGAAGAAGAUCCACCAGCUACUGUUCCCUCGUUCACGCAGAAGGAAACUGAAGUCUCAUGACGAGAGUUUUAAUGAUGCAUAUCGUUAAAAAACUGGUUACUGAUCAAAAUCACGAAACCAAGAAACAAGUAAACAGAGAAGGAGCUGUUUAGCCACUGGAUCUGUCUGGUACUACACAACUUCUUUGCUCUGACGUAUGUGUACAUAACGAUGAGCUUUCAAGUCACCGUACUAGAGUUGUGGAGAUGAUGCAGCCUCUUACAUUGUAGUAGUAAGUAGAAUAAUCAAUAAAGUAAACCUAAGAAU
This is a messenger RNA of Arabidopsis arenosa, 1717 nucleotides long. NCBI's taxonomy places the organism in Eukaryota, Viridiplantae, Streptophyta, Magnoliopsida, Brassicales, Brassicaceae. The record is from the annotation of a GenBank genome assembly.